This is a messenger RNA of Xenia sp. Carnegie-2017, 672 nucleotides long. RefSeq lists its product as uncharacterized. The transcript has 5 exons. Bases 58 to 672 code for a protein of 204 amino acids. The record is from RefSeq and is a predicted model, not a curated record. NCBI's taxonomy places the organism in Eukaryota, Metazoa, Cnidaria, Anthozoa, Malacalcyonacea, Xeniidae.
CAGAAGCUAUAUUUAAUUUACGUUUGCAAAGUUGUCCUAUAUUGUUGAUCUUUAAAUAUGUUUUCUUCUCUGUCACUGCAUUUUAAGAUUACUACAUAUAUAUUUACAAUUGCUUUUGAAGUAUACUGUGGUAUUACUGAAAAAUCCAUGUUGCGUUUGCUGAAAAAAGAGACAUGUCCAUUAAGAGAAAAUGUUUUGUUUGAAGCAUUUUUCACAUCGGCAGAUUCAUGUGCAUUGAAAUGCUUACAAGAGCCGUUCUGUGUUGGUUUUAACUUCUGUGAAGACAUAGCGAUGAGGGACGUAACUUGUCAAUUAACCCACACACGUCCACUGAAAUAUGAACAUUGCACAGAUAACAAGUGGAGUUUAUAUGAAUUGUUAAAUCCACAAAGAAAGAUACCAUACAACAAAGAAAAGUUGUGCGAAAAUGGCGGAAUAACGACUGUUGACUUGAGAGACGGACCUGGUUCUGAUCCUUAUAGAUGUCAAUGUUCUUUUGGCUUCACAGGGGAAAAUUGUUUGCAAAAACUAGGAUUUUCAUCAUGCAAAGAAGCAUUAAAAGAUAACAGUUCAAAAGAUGGUGUAUACUUGAUAAAAACAAAUACUUCACUUGGCUACAGCAAUGUUUUCUGUAUGAAAACAUAUCAGUGUUCUGAGAAAGCUGGACGCUAG